Kalmanozyma brasiliensis GHG001 is the source of this 4263-nucleotide messenger RNA. Its product is annotated as Zinc finger, GATA-type. Gene Ontology annotation, molecular function: zinc ion binding; sequence-specific DNA binding. Bases 1 to 4263 code for a protein of 1420 amino acids. Lineage: Eukaryota; Fungi; Basidiomycota; Ustilaginomycetes; Ustilaginales. The record is from RefSeq and is a predicted model, not a curated record. The transcript has a single exon. Gene Ontology annotation, biological process: regulation of DNA-templated transcription.
AUGAGCAUCGGGUCAGCGGAGGCUAGCUCAGAUAGCAUCCAGGCUCGUCCUGGCCCUGCUGCGGCCGGACUCGACCCUUCUGCCAAUCCACCGGUGCCUCGCACGCCUACACCACCACUACCUACCAAAACGACGCAGCAGAGCUCGCAGUCCUCAACACAGCAACAGCAGAUUAAGCAGCAUUCACCACAAGACUCACAGACGACACCGCAAUCGACAGCUCCCAAAGAUGCCGACUCCGCACCGAGCUCCAAGGUAGCCACUCCCGUCCUGGCAAAGCCUCCAACGAUCGCAGCGCCCCCUCAACCUCCAGCACGGCCGCCGCCUCCUGCGAGUGCGGUCAGUCUUCAUGCAGCCGCUGCUGCUGCUGCUGCCAACAAGCAGAAAGCAGCUCAAGCUGGCGAGUCGAUAACAGCCGCCUCGUCAACUCCAGCAACUCCAGCGCAAGCCAACGUGACAGGCGCAUCCACUGGCACAGCUGGCAACGAUGGCUCUUCCAAAAAGCCUGCCAAGCCCAAAGCUAGCAAGGCGCCUGGCCUCACCAAGACAAAGCAGAAGCGAAAAGCGAACCAGGCUGGCCCGCAGGAUGAGUUUGUCUAUCGUCCAGCAUCAAGCACCGCAGGCGGCACCAUUGGCGCGGCACCGGACUCGACCAUGCCCACCCUCCUUCCAGCAGCCGGCGGGGGUCGCAAACCGAUGCCCGAGCUGGUUCUGCCUUUCCAGUUGCCCUUCGCCGAUCUUCGCCCCGACAUGCCCAUGCUGGACAAUACGAGCGUGCAGGCGGCCAUGGCCAUGGGAGCUUCGGAAACCUCUUCGCUCGACACGGGAAGCGACAGCGACGACUAUUCGGUCAUGUCGGACGACUCGGACCUCGACAGCGAAGCAGAGGAAAGCCGCAGAGAGGCUCGCAGACGCAAAAGGGAACCCGCUACCAUCGAAGAGAGCCUCGUUCUGCUUCAGUCGCUGCGCCAAUCGCGUCUCUCGCAUCUCUCGUCGCUGCUGACCCCAUUCAGCCAGCGCGUCAAAUCGGGCAUGAUCUAUCCGAAUGUACUGCCUCUCAGCCUCCUCCACGGCCUCAAUCCGCGAGACCCACACAUUCUCAUCCAGCUCGGUCGCGCCGACAUCCACGUCGGGCCGCACGUCUUUCUCAAGACCAAGUUCUGGGAGGUCCGACCCGAUUACGAGAUGCCGCCUUCCAUGAGUCCUGUCGGCGGUAUCCGUGCGCCAGGCUCGUAUGCAGGUCCAUCGGCUUAUCCGCGCAUGCCAAUACCGCAGUCGCUGCCAAAGCAUUUGCCCCAGCCUCAGCCUCCCAAGCUGCCCUCGCCGCGUGCUGCGCCUCUUCCCAGCUUGCCACAGCCGAAGUUGCCAGCGGUGCAACUGUCUGCGGUGCGUCCAACACCAGUCACAGCGUCGACCGCCAGUCAGGCUGCUGUCAAGCCUGUUGUCCCGGCGCCGCCAACCACACUGCCGACGUUGCCCGCCAUCCCGAGUCAGACUUCUGCUGCAACUAGGCCUUCAGUCACGCCGAAGCCGGCAGCCUCGCCUGCAGUGACCCCAACGAUGUCAGCGUCAGCGUCCACCGCACCUGUGCCGACAGUGGCAACGACGUCGGCACCAGCUUCGUCACCCGUGGUCAAGCCAGCUCCAGUCAGCGCUGCAUCCGCGCCAGCUCCGGUCUCAGCCAGCGCAGCGACCAAUGUGGCCAAGCCAGCCGCUCCUGCCGUUGCUGCCACCUCCGGGAGUAUCGAAGCUAAGUCAGCUACGACGAGCCAGGCAUCGACCGCGGUCGCUCCGACCCCCAAGCCCAUCGCCGCGCCCGUCUCCUUGCCAAGACCGCCGAUGACUACUCCGUCCCUGCCAAGACCACCCAGCAUCAACCAGCACAACAACGCAGCCGGUGUCAACGCUUCCACUUCGUCGACGGGAACUACAGCCGCGCCGCCCAAGCUGCCUUUGCCAGCCGCGGCAUCCAUAGCCAAGCCAGACAGCACGCCUGCUUCCACGGCGCCGUCGACGCCCUCGAACGCGACGCCGGCACCCACUGCAGCUCCCUCGGCGACAUCUGCAGCGCCGACCGCUGCUGGCGCAUCGACAGAUGGGAAGCCAGCUGCCCCUGCGAAUGCAGCCGCCCCACAACCGCCGGCCCGCCCGACAGGCGUCCCACCUCCGCCAGCGAUCGACGCUGUGCUGGUCUCGCGCGUCAAUGCCACUGCAGCGCUCAAUCCGGAACUACAGGAGCUUCUCCACAUCGCAGCCUCGGGCAAGGCCAAUCCCAACCAGCUCAAAGCGCUUGGCGUCUGGAUUCAGGCCAUCACGGCUCAGCUCCGACAGGAUGAGGCACGCAACGCAGCCAACGCCAACAAUGCCGCCGCGUCGGGUUCUCGCAACGCAAAUGCCGCGACUACCACAGCUGAAGGCAAAAAGACGAAGAAGACCAAGGUGGACGAGGCAGCCAAAGCGAGCAAGAAGCAGGCCAAGAUUGAAGAGCGCGAAGCUAAGAAGAAGGCCAAGGCCGAAGCAAAGGCGAAGGCGCAGGCUGACAAGCAGCAAGCGCGCAAGUCACACACCGACAAGCAGCACAAGGUGCAGCAUCAACAGCAGCAUCUCCGUCAGCAGCAGCAGAAUCCGAAUUUGCCGCUCUUUUCGGGCAAGCUCCGUCAUCCUCCUCCCGGCUGGCCCACUGACGGUCCACCCAAGCCGCCCGUCAUCAUUGUCGAGUUUCGGGAAAACCCGAGCAUGCGCUUCAUUCUUCCGCUGUGGAAGUGCCUCGUGGAACGCACCGAGGGGCUCGAGCGACCAUCGCUACCCAAGAUCAAGAAGGAGCGACGCAGCUUUUUCGACAACGACUCGGACGACGAGGAGAGCCAGAGGAUCGAGCCGGAGCUCAAGCUGAGCUUCUUUGCUCCUUCGCUUGGCUCGGAUGCUGCCGACGGCAGUGGACUUCGCGAAUUGGAGGAGGAGCUGAAACGCAAAGCAGCCGAAGAGGCCAAACUCAACGCUGUGAAUGCUAGCUCCACGGCUUCACCGAGCGACGGCGCUGCCCUUGGUGCGUCAUCGUCGACUGCAUCCCCGGAGGCCGGAACUCCCGCAUCUGCCACUGGCGACAACGACAAGGCCGACACGCACGCCAAGAAGAAGAAGGCCGGAUCCACCACUGGCAGCAAGAAGGGUAGCAAAGCGGUCAAGCAGGAAGUGCCGGACGCCAUGUCCUUCGAUCAUCCGCAAAGCAAGAAGCACGAAGUCUAUCCGCUCACCUGGAGCAUCAAGGGCGGCGUCACCGAGAGUCUCUGGGAGGCGUUCGGUCGCGUGCCGGGCACCAUGACGUGCCAGCCCGUCAAGCGCGAGCCCGAGAUCGAGCUUGAGCCGGACGUGGCCGAGUUCCUGGUGCCCGAGAUUCGAUACCACCUGCUCGACCUGCCCAUGGAGGAGAUCAAAAUCCAGAAGGAGACAACGGAAGCCUUUGUCGAUCUGUACAGCCAAGUUCCAGAUCGUCGCUUCAUUCUGCCGCGCGUUGCUCCGAUCCACUUGCCGCAAGGACUGGAGGAUCAUCUGCAGGACCGCUUUGCCGUGCGUCCUCAGUGCAUCGAGGGUCGACCCAUGGUGAAGCGCAAAGCGGGUGCGCGCGAAGACGACGUGAGCUUCUCGUACGAGGGUAUUGGACUCGCGGUCAUCGGACCCGACGGUGUCAAGACGGAGCCAGGGGCCGAGCCGGCCAAGCCACCCAAGCGCAAGCGCCACGUCGCGACGCAUAACCCGGACGGCUCGAUCAAGAGCUGUGGAGCGUGCGGCAAGACCAAGACGCCCAUGUGGCGACGUGGACCCAAGGGCCCUUCGCAGCUGUGCAACGCGUGCGGAGCGCGAUGGAAGGCGGGCCGACUGGUGGUGCCCGAGGUGGCGCCGCCGCCGAUCAUCGAGGCGGAAGAAGACAAGUCGAAGGAGGAGGAGGCGCGCAAGGAGGACGAGGCGCAGGCGUCGAUGCACGGCAGCAACGCGUUGGUCAUCCCGCAGAGCUCGGGGGACGAUGAUAGCUUUUCGGUCAUGGCGGCGAGCGGACUGGUGGGCCCGGAUCCGUUUGGCGACAGCUUUGCGCUCGCGUCGGAGGGCAAGUCGGGCAUGGACUUUGGUUCGAGUCAUCUGAGUAGGGGGUCGUCCAGUCCAAGCCCGUUCAUUCGAUCGCCGGUUCCGGAGGAUCAUGUGAUGCCAGCAUCGGUCGAUCCGAGCAUGCUUUCGGGAUCGAUGCGUGGUACUUCCGGGCGCCGGUGA